Messenger RNA from Salvia miltiorrhiza (redroot sage), 2109 nucleotides. Its product is annotated as luminal-binding protein 5-like. The record is from RefSeq and is a predicted model, not a curated record. The transcript has 7 exons. Gene Ontology annotation, molecular function: ATP hydrolysis activity; ATP-dependent protein folding chaperone; ATP binding. NCBI's taxonomy places the organism in Eukaryota, Viridiplantae, Streptophyta, Magnoliopsida, Lamiales, Lamiaceae. Gene Ontology annotation, biological process: cellular response to unfolded protein; endoplasmic reticulum unfolded protein response; protein refolding. Gene Ontology annotation, cellular component: membrane; endoplasmic reticulum lumen; cytoplasm. The coding region runs from base 66 to 2036 and encodes 656 amino acids.
ACCUUCAAAACUUCAAAUCAACUUUCAUCCAAAGCAAAAGAAAGAAAAAAGAAAAAGCAUCGAAAAUGGCUACAAAAUCCAUGGUGGCGUUUAACAAUGCCGCUUUCUGCAUUCUUCUCCUCUUCGUUUCAGAUUUUCUCGUAGGCAUAGCAAUGGCGGCCGAGGGCUCGCAGGGAGACACAGUAAUCGGAAUUGAUUUGGGGACAACAUAUUCCUGCGUUGGAGUUUACAGAAAUGGAAAAGUAGAGAUCAUCGCCAACGACCAAGGAAACCGAAUCACUCCGUCGUGGGUGGCAUUCACGGACACCGAGCGCUUGAUUGGAGAAGCCGCCAAGAACCAGGCGCCUCUCAAUCCGGAGCGCACCGUCUUCGACGUCAAAAGACUCAUCGGAAGGAAGUUUGAUGAUCCGGAGGUGCAGAGGGAUAUGAAGAUGCUGCCGUACAAGGUCGUGGACAAGGACGGGAAGCCUUACGUAGAGGUGAAGAUGAAAGACGGUGAGGCGAAGGUGUUGAGCCCGGAGGAGAUCAGCGCGAUGAUUCUGCAGAGGAUGAAAGAGACGGCGGAGUCUUACUUGGGGAAGAAGAUCAAAAGAGCAGUCAUAACAGUUCCAGCGUAUUUCAACGACGCGCAGAGGCAGGCGACCAAGGAUGCAGGGACGAUCGCGGGGCUCGACGUGGCUCGUAUCAUCAACGAGCCGACUGCAGCCGCGAUCGCGUAUGGUCUCGACAAGAAGGGAGAGAGGAACGUGGUCGUCUUCGAUCUAGGCGGCGGCACCUUCGACGUCAGCGUGCUGACCAUCGAGAACGGCGUGUUCGAGGUGCUCGCCACGAGCGGGGACACUCAUCUCGGAGGCGAGGACUUCGACCAUAGAGUGAUGGAGUAUUUCAUCAAGCUGAUCAAGAAGAAAUACGGCAAGGACAUGAGCCGAGAUGGGAGGGCCCUUGGGAAGCUCCGAAGGGAGUGUGAGAGGGCGAAGCGAGCUCUCAGCAACCAACAUCAAGUCCGUGUCGAGAUUGAGUCGCUCUUUGAUGGUGUCGACUUCUCUGAGCCCUUGACAAGGGCGAGGUUCGAGGAUUUGAACGUGGAUCUGUUCAAGAAGACGAUGGGGCCGGUCGAGAGGGCGUUGGAGGAUGCGAACUUGAAGAAGUCGGAGAUUCAUGAGAUCGUGCUCGUCGGGGGCAGCACGCGCAUUCCUAAAGUGCAGCAGCUGUUGAAGGAUUUCUUCGAUGGGAGGGAGCCGAGCAAGGGCGUGAAUCCGGAUGAGGCCGUGGCCCACGGAGCAGCCAUUCAAGGCGGAAUCAUUGGUGGAGAAGCUGGCGGAGAAGACCUCUUGGUGAUCGACAGGACACCGUUGAGCCUUGGCAUCGAGACGGUGGGUGGGGUGAUGACGAAGUUGAUCCCAAGAAACACAGUGAUACCAACCAAGAGGUCGCAAGUUUUCACUACUUAUCAAGACCAACAAACCACAGUGUCAAUCAAGGUGUAUGAAGGAGAGAGAGCGUUAACUAAAGACUGCCGCGAGCUUGGGAGGUUUGAACUGUCUGGCAUUCCACCUGCUCCAAGGGGAGUGCCACAAAUAGAGGUGACGUUCGAGGUGGAUGUGAAUAGCAUAGUGCAUGUGACAGCAGAGGAUAAGGCGGGCAAGAAGUCGGAAUCCAUCACCAUCACCAACGAGAAGGGCCGUCUGAGCGAAGACGAGAUCGAGGACAAGAUAAGGGAGGCGGAGGAGUUUGCGGAGGAGGAUAGGAAGGUGAGAGAGAGAGUGGAAGCGAAGAACAGACUAGAGACGUACAUCUUCAACAUGAAGAGCAGCAUCAACGACAAGGAUAAACUUGCAGACAAGAUUGAAGCUGAUGAGAGGGAAACGAUUGAGAGGGCAUUGAAGGAUGGCAUGGAGUGGUUGGAUGGUAACCAAGAUGCUGAGAAAGAUGAUCUGGAUGAGAAGAUGAAAGAGGUGGAAGGUGUGUGCAAUCCCAUUAUAAACAAGAUUUAUGGAGCAAGCUCUGGUGAGGAUGAACCACAUGAUGAGUUAUAGGAUAUAUGUAUUGAUUUAUUAUGACCCUUAUUUUUUAACAAAUUGAUUUUUAAUAAAUCAAUAGCAUUCCCGA